Messenger RNA from Armigeres subalbatus, 3216 nucleotides. Its product is annotated as 116 kDa U5 small nuclear ribonucleoprotein component. Gene Ontology annotation, biological process: mRNA splicing, via spliceosome. The transcript is spliced from 4 exons. Gene Ontology annotation, molecular function: GTP binding; GTPase activity; U5 snRNA binding. Lineage: Eukaryota; Metazoa; Arthropoda; Insecta; Diptera; Culicidae. The record is from RefSeq and is a predicted model, not a curated record. Gene Ontology annotation, cellular component: U4/U6 x U5 tri-snRNP complex; cytosol; U2-type catalytic step 2 spliceosome. The coding region runs from base 223 to 3147 and encodes 974 amino acids.
UGUCAAAUUUUUAUGCCGGCAUUUUCUUCGUUCGUCCAUAGUUUAAAAAUGUUCGUGGGCUUGAAAUAAAAGUUUUCAUAAUACAUAAAUUGAUUAUAUUCGGUCAUUCGGCUUGAAAAUAUAAAUAUUAUUCUGACCACCCAAGAUUACGUAUUGUUAAAUAUUUAAGCACUUAAUCAGUUGUGGCAACAGUUAGCACGCUUCGCUUUCCUGUAAGCAAUCAUGGAUACGGAUUUGUACGACGAAUUUGGCAACUACAUCGGGCCGGAUUUAGAGAGUGACGAAGACGACGAUCAAAGUUUGUACGGACAACCGGACCAGCAGGAUGAUCUCGAUCUGGAUGACGGCAUGGAAGAAGAAGCCGAGCAAAGCGAGGAUCCUGCCACUUCUCGAGCGGUGGUCCUUCACGAGGACAAACGAUAUUAUCCAUCUGCACUGGAGGUAUACGGAGAAGAAGUUGAAACCAUCGUGCAAGAGGAAGAUGCACAACCGCUGGAUAAACCCCUUAUUGAACCGGUCAAGAAAGUAAAGUUUCAGAUCAAAGAACAAGAACUUCCUGACACUACAUACAAUAUGGAAUUCUUAGCAGAUUUGAUGGAUACUCCGACGCUCAUCCGAAAUGUGGCUUUAAUCGGCCAUUUGCAUCAUGGAAAAACUACAUUUGUUGACUGUUUAGUACGACAGACGCAUCCGCAAUUUCAGGACAUGGACGAGCGAAAUUUGCGUUACACAGACACACUAUUUACUGAACAGGAACGCGGUGUGAGCAUUAAAGCUACCCCAAUAACGCUGGUCCUGCCGGAUGUGAAGAGCAAGAGCUUUUUGAUAAACGUUUUUGACACUCCAGGGCAUGUGAACUUUUCGGACGAGGUAACUGCCGCAAUGCGUCUGUGCGACGGUGUUGUUCUUUUUGUGGACGCCGCGGAAGGGGUGUCUUUGAAUACGGAAAGAUUGCUGAAGCAUGCUAUUCAGGAAAAGCUGGCCAUUACUGUUUGCAUCAACAAGAUCGAUCGCCUGAUGCUGGAACUAAAACUGCCUCCCCAAGAUGCUUACUUUAAACUGAAGCACAUAGUAGAAGAAAUCAAUGGUCUAUUAACUCUGUAUGGGGAUUCGGAUGUGAAGCAAGUGUCUCCCAUUUUAGGCAACGUAUGUUUUGCCAGUUCCUUGUAUGGUAUUUGUUUCACGCUGAAAUCCUUUGCUCGGCUUUAUGCCGAUACGUACGACGGAGUCAACCCAGCGGAGUUUGCACGCCGACUUUGGGGUGACAUGUACUUCCACAAUAAAUCGCGCAAGUUUACCAAAAAGCCGCCGCAUAGCUCAGCUCAUCGCAGCUUUGUAGAGUUCAUCUUGGAACCUCUGUAUAAGCUAUUUGCGCAGGUUGUUGGCGACGUUGAUACUACGCUGGUUGACACACUGGCUGAAUUGAACAUCCGUGUAACCAAGGAAGAAAUGAAAUGCAACAUUCGUCCUCUGUUACGUUUGAUCUGUAAUAGAUUCAUUGGGGACUUUUGCGGAUUUGUGGAUAUGUGCGUAGAACACAUUCAAUCACCACUGGAAAAUGCCCAAACGAAAAUCGAUCAUAUCUAUACCGGAGUGAGAGAAAGUGGCAUCUACCAGGAUAUGAUGAACUGUGAUCAGAGCUCGCAACUGAUGGUGCAUACUUCGAAAAUGUACCCUACCGAAGAUUGCACUUUCUUUCAGGUCCUCGGUCGCGUAAUGAGUGGAACAUUGCAUGCAGGUCAAGAAGUUCGAGUUCUGGGCGAAAACUAUUCGUUGAUUGACGAAGAAGACUCUCGUACCUUGCAAGUAGGUCGUUUAUGGAUCUAUGAAGCACGAUACAAAGUCGAAUUGAACCGCGUCCCGGCGGGUAACUGGGUUUUAAUCGAAGGAAUCGAUCAGUGCAUAGUCAAGACUUCCACCAUUACGGACGUCAAUAUGAACGAAGAUGUGUUCAUUUUUAGACCGUUGAAAUUCAACACUCAGAGUAUCAUCAAAAUUGCGGUAGAACCGGUCAAUCCUUCGGAGCUGCCGAAAAUGUUGGAUGGGUUAAGGAAAGUGAAUAAAUCAUACCCUCUACUAUCUACAAAAGUUGAAGAGUCUGGCGAGCAUGUCAUUCUAGGAACUGGCGAACUGUACCUGGAUUGCGUCAUGCAUGAUCUGCGAAAAAUGUACUCUGAGAUUGACAUCAAAGUAGCGGACCCAGUGGUGGCAUUUUGCGAGAGUGUAGUCGAGACAAGUUCCUUGAAAUGCUUCGCCGAAACGCCGAAUAAAAAGAAUAAAAUUACCAUGAUUGCGGAGCCGCUGGAAAAGGGACUGGGUGAGGACAUCGAAAACGAAACUGUUUCCAUUGGUUGGAACAAGAAAAAGCUAGGAGAGUUUUUCCAGAUCAAUUACGAUUGGGACUUGCUUGCUGCUCGGUCAAUUUGGGCUUUCGGACCAGACAACACAGGUCCCAAUAUUCUUGUGGACGACACACUUCCAUUCGAAGUGGACAAAGCUCUACUGGGGUCGGUAAAGGACUCAAUCAUCCAAGGAUUCCAAUGGGGCACCCGAGAAGGUCCACUCUGCGAAGAACCAAUUCGAAAUGUCAAGUUCAAAAUUCUUGAUGCCGUAAUUGCGCAGGAGCCACUGCAUCGAGGAGGUGGUCAAAUCAUCCCAACAGCCCGGCGUGUAGCCUAUUCUGCGUUUCUAUUGGCCACACCCCGUCUCUGUGAACCGUAUCUCUUUGUAGAAGUGCAAGCACCUGCCGAUUGUGUUUCUUCCGUUUAUUCCGUCCUAGCCAGACGUCGGGGUCACGUUACUCAGGACGCGCCUGUACCAGGUUCCCCGUUGUACACCAUCAAGGCAUUUAUCCCAGCAAUCGAUUCGUUUGGAUUUGAAACCGACCUCCGGACGCACACUCAAGGGCAGGCGUUCUGCCUGUCGGUGUUCCACCAUUGGCAGAUUGUCCCUGGUGAUCCGCUGGACAAAAGUAUCGUCAUCCGACCGCUAGAACCGCAACCAGCCACGCACUUGGCGCGUGAAUUUAUGAUAAAAACCCGCCGGCGAAAGGGUCUUUCUGAGGACGUUUCGAUCAAUAAAUUCUUCGACGAUCCUAUGUUGCUGGAGCUAGCCCGCCAGGACGUCCUGCUCAACUAUCCCAUCUAAGCAAGGUAAGGACUUCGGAUUAGGAACUUCAAAACAAUAUAGAUAAGGUUUUUCAUUGCGUUCCACUAA